This is a messenger RNA of Fonsecaea nubica, 1302 nucleotides long. RefSeq lists its product as hypothetical. Gene Ontology annotation, biological process: maturation of SSU-rRNA. The transcript has a single exon. The record is from RefSeq and is a predicted model, not a curated record. Bases 1 to 1302 code for a protein of 433 amino acids. Gene Ontology annotation, cellular component: 90S preribosome; nucleus. Lineage: Eukaryota; Fungi; Ascomycota; Eurotiomycetes; Chaetothyriales; Herpotrichiellaceae.
AUGUCGAAGCGAAAACGCGACAGUGACGAUUCUGGAGAGCCAGGAAAAGAGCCACAAUACCUCGGGUUAAAGGUGUCGGGCCUGAGGGCCAGGGUCACUCGGAGCGUCAAGAUCCUUCAGGAUGCUCUAAAGCUGGCACGAGGCUUUGAAAGACAGAAACUAGGCCGCCGCCAGAAAAAUGCAAGCGACGACCCCCAGACGUUACUGCGACUGCGAGAAGAGGUCGUCGUCCUCAAACAGCUGGAGCUCGAGCAAACGGCCAAGAAUCAACUUUUGAAGCACUUGGUUAAGACGAAACGAAUCAGGGAGCAUCCGAUAUUUAUCAAGGCCUAUGGCGAAGAUCCUCCACUGGAACACGUCAAGUCAAGCGCCGAGGCGAAUGUAAUUGGGAGAUUGUUCAAUUCGAAUCCUGUCAAACAGGUGUUACCUGGGAUUAUGGAAACGGUGUAUACCGCACUUGAGAUUCCCCAGGAUCCGAAAGUCGCUUCAAAAGGGACCAAAGAAGUGCACCGAAAAGCGACGGGUACGAGGGAGAAGUCAUUGGAGGAGGACGAGUUCAACGGCUUUUCCACCGACAGGUCUGAAAGCCCGGACGAACUCGAGGAUGAUCACAUAUUUGAACUCGCAAAGGGUCGCUUGGCGUCUUCUGAAGACGAGGAUGAGUUCGAGUCCGAUACAGGAGUCGCUGUAGACUCAGAUCUGCCGCAAAAAGGCGUCAAGCAAAUGUCUGAUACCAGACGAGAUGUUGGAGACGACGAUAUCUCUAUAUCCCCAUCCCCCAGCGAUUCAUCCGAGGGUGAAGGUGGAACCUCUCGAAUGCCACCCUCAACUGGGCCGACCACCAAAACUGCAUUUUUACCAUCCCUCAGCAUGGCAGGCUACUAUUCUGGAUCAGAAUCUGAAGAUGACGCGAACGGUUAUCGAGGCCCUGCGCAGCCCAAACCUCGGAAAAAUCGACGUGGGCAGCGUGCCCGACAACAAAUCGCGGAGCUCAAGUUCGGUAAAAAGGCCAAACACCUCGAGAAGCAGAGGGAUCAGGAGGGGAAAAACGCAGGAUGGGAUCCGAAGAGAGGUGCUGUGGAUCGCAGCGACCGCCCUCGAGGCAGAUUUCACGACAGAAAACCCAGCGAGAAGCCCACAGGGGGUCAUGCGGCGGCCCGCCCAGGUCACCCACCAAAGCCCAAGGCAAACUCGCGUGAUGAUCAAGGCUCUCUUCAUCCCUCUUGGGAAGCGGCGAAGAGGCGAAAGAUGCAGGACCAAAGCCAGGCAACCUUCCAGGGCAAGCGGAUAACCUUUGAUUGA